Messenger RNA from Rosa rugosa (rugosa rose), 2512 nucleotides. Its product is annotated as protein FAR1-RELATED SEQUENCE 5-like. Bases 1362 to 2321 code for a protein of 319 amino acids. The transcript has 8 exons. Lineage: Eukaryota; Viridiplantae; Streptophyta; Magnoliopsida; Rosales; Rosaceae. Gene Ontology annotation, biological process: regulation of DNA-templated transcription. The record is from RefSeq and is a predicted model, not a curated record.
AAAUAACCCGCGAAACCGAAGACACCAACCCAGGCUACCUAGCACAGCGGCGAUUCUGACUCUGUUCACUUCUUCUCCUCCUCCAGUCCUCCUCUCGGUCACCGAGCUCCAGUUAUUCGGCAGUUGGGCGGCUCGGCCAUUUGAAAUUGAAAUUGAAUCAGUCAGGUUAAAGAGGAUAGCAGAUGGGCUGCUACCACUAUCAGAUGAUCUACGAUAUGGCAAGACCUUGGUCGAAUAUUGUAUCAGAAAUCAGAAGUGCUUCAUAAUCAUAGAUGUUGGGUGGGAGUGCGGGGUAAUCAAAAGCUGUUUGAAUUUCCGUAAAUAGAGACAACAGAUUUCUUACAUGGAUAAAAGAGAGAAUAGUUCAGUAGCUUUAGCUUGAGAGCAUGCAGCAACAUUCACAUUGCCUCUUUCCACAGUGGGAGCAAAGAGGAAAGCAUGGAUACCAGCAGGAUUAAAGCUCUAACUGAAUGAAAAGAAGAAUUUGAAUCACCUGCUGCGAAACAAACACCUACCAAUUUCACGUCCGUUUUCCUCAUAAAGCGCGCUUCCUUCCAUAACAGGUUUGUCUCGUAAAUGGACAGCGACACGGACCAGCAUGGUUUGCGCUUCAGUGAGGAACAAUACCAUAAUUCUGGGGGCUUUUCUAAUGAGGAGGGUGGGUUUUUCAGUGAUGAAUCAAGAGGGGAGACCUUCACAUUUGGCUUGGAUGAGUCCACAAACUGUUUACGUUACAAGGGGAAGAAGUAUGAAGACCUACAAUUUUCAGACAUGAAUGGAAUAUUUUUUCGUUCAGUUGAGGACGUUGAGAGAUUUUAUGCAUACCACUCAAUCGCCAAGGGGUUUUCCGUAAGGAAGAGCAAAUCCGAUAAGGACCGUGGUGGUCAAAUAUUUAGAAGAUCGCUCUGUUGUUCUAAGGAGGGCUGGCGUAAGGUUCAAAACCCAAAGAAGCGUACAAAAGUGGUUGGUAGUGUCUCCUCUCAAGGCAAAAAUAAAGAACAACCUGGAAUUAAGAGGAUGGUGACUAGAUGCGGUUGUCCAGCCCGCCUAACUGUAUUGCGUUGCAAUAAAACUGGUUCUUUCUACGUGUCGCAGUUUGAUACCGACCACAACCAUGCUCUGGUUCAAAAGGAAAUGGUUCAUUUUCUUAGGUCAAACAGGAUGGUUGGAAAACACGCGUCUGCACAAGUUAGCUCAUUGAAAAAGUUUCCGUUCCUACUUGCCGCGCUUACGAAUUGUUAGUUCACCAAGCCGGGGGAUAUGAGUAUGUCGGAUUCAUAAUAAAAGAUUUGUACAACUAACAAGAUUCAGAAAGGAGAGAAAUACUGGUUGAUGGUGACGCUCAAGCUACCAUCAGCUUCAUGAAUCUGAAAGCGUCCCGUGAUCCCCAUUUUUACUGUUAUUUUUGUGUUGAUCAAGAAGGGCUACUUGCAAAUCUGUUUUGGAGAGACUCAAAGUGUCUUGUUGACUACAACAACUUUGGCGACAUUUUGAUAAUGGAUAGUACUUGCAAGACAAAUAUCUAUGGGAAGCCUUUGGUCGUUUUUGUGGGAGUUAAUAAUCACCGGGCGACUGUUCCGUUUGGUUGUGCUUUAUUGGUCGAUGAGACCGAAGAAACUUACAAAUGGGUGUUAUCAACCUUCAUUGACUCUAUGGGCGGAAAUAAACCAAUAUCUGUCAUUACCGACCAGGAUGACGCUAUGCGAAAUGCGGUUGUGGAGCUUAUACCGGAUGCUAGAUAUCGACUUUGUGGGUGGCACAUUUCUAAGAAUGUUAUUGGUAAGAUUCAUCACGUCAAUGUUCAAAGGGACUUCAUGCAUUUGAUAUACUCUGGGCUGUCCGUUACUGAGUGGGAAUCUUAUUGGAACUACGUGGUUGCCAUGGCUGGUCUACAUGACAACCCUUGGGUUAUUGGCAUGUACAACAAGCGAGAGCGAUGGGCUGAGGCUUUCUUCAAGGAAGAUUUCUUUGCUGGUGUUCGUUCCACACAGAGAUGCGAACAAAUGCAUCGUAAUAUGAAGACCGGAUUGGGUAAAUACAUGAGGCUUUAUGAGGUGUUGCCUCGGUUGGAUAAGACAAUGAAUCGAAUAAGGGAAAGGGUGUUGUUUGAUGAUUUUGUUUCUGUCAACGCAAGUCCGGUUAUUGGCGACCACAUGAGUUUAUUGCAAGAGCAACUUGAGAAGAAAUUUACACAUGACAUUUUCCUGUUGUUACAGGAUCAAAUUCGGUUUGAAUCCCGGUUUAUCGUGGACGAUGAAUUUCAUUUUCCUGAUUUGGGAUCGUCAGUGGUCACUCUUACACAAUACGGUAAAACAGCAUAGGAAGUGGAACGUUACAUAUCGCAACAACAAUAGUGUCCCCACGCUCAGUUGCACGUGCAAGUUGUUUGAGGCUGAUGGAAUUCCUUGCUGCCAUAUAUUUACUGUGAUGAAAGUGAAGCAGAUAACGGUGUUUCCUGAGUCUUUGGUGACAAAGAGGUGGACUAAAGAUGCGACGACUAUCAAUGAAGAAA